Molecule: messenger RNA, 2019 nt
Organism: Lineus longissimus
Lineage: Eukaryota; Metazoa; Nemertea; Pilidiophora; Heteronemertea; Lineidae
Exons: 1
Coding region: 1-2019 (672 amino acids)
Biological process (GO): DNA integration
Molecular function (GO): nucleic acid binding
Source: RefSeq, a predicted model, not a curated record
AUGCAGGGUUGUACUGAAGCUGCAGGACCUGAACAGCUUGGAAGUGUAGGAAAGGCAUUAACUGGAGAAGGCUAUGAAGCAGGACUCAGAUGGAUUGAGGUGUUAUCGACCAACCCUGUGGGUAUCGCUGAGGAAAUGGAAAGCGUUUUGGAUUUAAACAACGUGGAGGUGAUACCUACCCAAGAACUAGCCAGGACUCAAGAUAAGGACUCGGAAACUGGUUUGUUGAAACGAUGGGUGAGCAGUGGUGAAAGGCCAACAAAGGAGGAACUCAGGACAUAUCGAGGAAAGUUGCGGAGGAAACUUGGAACUUGGAUCAGGAGCUGGGAUAGAUUGCAUUUGGAUUCGGAUGGGAUUCUACGAAGAACUUGUAAAUUACCUGACUCUCGAGAUUGUGCUCAAAUAUGCCUGCCAGAGGAAUACCACCAAAUGAUUUACGAGAUGCUUCAUCGAGACAUGGGACACUUGGGACCAGAUAGGGUGAUUGCCCUCGCACAGGAACGAUUCUACUGGCCUGGUAUGGGUGAAGAUAUUACCAGAUACAUUCAGAAGAGAUGUCCUUGCCUCAAAGACAAGAAACCCACGGUGACCAGGAGAGCAGAGUUGAAACCGAUCGAGACAACCCAACCAUUUGAACUGGUAGCAAUUGAUUAUGUACACUUAGAACGCUCAAAAGGAGGAUAUGAGUACAUGUUGGUUUUGGUGGACCAUUUCACUCGUUUUGUGCAAGUGUACCCAACCAAGAACAAGUCUGGUCGUACAGCAGCGGAUAAGAUUUUCAAUGACUUCAUCCCUCGGUUCGGAUUUCCGGGAAAGCUUCAUCACGACCAAGGAAGGGAAUUUGAAAACCAUCUGUUCCAUCAGCUUCAGAAGAGAUGUGGAAUUGGUAGAAGUCGGACAACACCGUACCACCCUGCUGGCAAUGGAACAUGUGAAAGGAUGAAUAGAACUAUACUUGGGAUGUUGAGGACCCUAAGUGAACAACACAAGAAGGAUUGGAAGAGUCACGUAGACAAGCUAGUACAUGCGUACAAUUGUACGAAGAAUGACUCUACAGGAUUCUCCCCUUUCCGUCUUCUGUUUGGUAGAUCCCCAAGACUUCCAGUUGAUUUAGUUUUUGGAUGUAAUCAAGAUGAAGGUUUGGACACAGUGGAUAAAUGGACCGGUCAACUGAAAGAGGCCUAUGAUAUGGCCAGAGAGAACAUAGGAAAAUCCAAAGAGAAAGGAAAGAAGAAUUAUGACAAGCAUCUGAGAAGCACAAUUUUGAAGGAGGGCGAUAGAGUGUUGGUACGAAAUCUCAGUGAAAGGGGAGGCCCUGGAAAAAUCAGGUCGUAUUGGGAAAAGGAUAUCCACAUUGUGACCAAACGAGUAUCGCCAAAUGCACCAGUUUAUGAGGUUAAACCGGAGAAAGGGAUGGGCAGGACUAGGAUUCUACACCGGAAUCUACUCUUACAAUGCGACGAGCUGCCAUUUGAAGGACCACCAAUUAGACGAUUGCGAAAACGGAGAGACCGACGACGACCAGAGGUGCAUCAAGAGUCUGAUGAAUUGGAUAGCGACAUUGAGAGUUCUGAUGAGGGAUUGGUACCAGGAUUUCGAAGUGAGGAGACAACUCCAGAAACACGGAACCAAGAACCUACACCGACUGACAAUGGCGCGGACAUAGAACCGGAGGUAGAAGCAGAACAAGAUGAUUCAGAGAAUGCAAGGGAUGAAUCAAGUACCCAGAAUUCCGGGACUGAACAAUCCAAUUCGAGUGAUGAGCAUUCAAGAGAAUCAUCCACUGAUGGACCAGUGGAACGACCGAGACGGCAAGUGAGACCACCACAAACGCUGACGUACAAUACGCUAGGGAACCCUACAGUUCAACCAAGAGCAUUUCCAGUAAUGCAAGAACCAAGGGCAUAUCCAAUGGUGCAUGGAGUACCUGUUCAGCAGAUGGGGGGUUGGCCGUCAGCUCCAUGGGGAGGAUACCCGAUCUUCGUGCAGUAUCCGAUCCCAGGCUUUAAUGGACACUAG